AACGACGCGCUUGUUGUCUCGCUCUCAGUUGAAGCCGGGGCUCGCCGCGCAAGGAACAAAGCGUGAAAGCUGGAGCUAUGGGAAUUAAUGCAGCCGACAUCGACGACCAGUCACUUCUCCCUUAUUAUCUGAAACCUGUCGACUUGGUGAAAGCGGCCGCGCCGUCCCAGCAGUGGUGGAGCUGCUGGUGCCAGUAAAGAACCGAAUCGGCGGCGGUCCAUAUGGGGGGGUCGUUGCCGAUUCUAGCGCAGUAGGAGCGAGUCGAGCGGGGCAGUGGCAUAAUGCGGAGUGAGGCGGCUCGCCACAAGAACACGGUAAAAUGAGCCAGUGUGCGAGCAAUGGACCCCUGGCAGCUCCAGCAGCGGCCACCAGCAAACUCUUUAUCGCCUAGCCCUGCUAACUAUGGGAGCUUUUAGCUUGUUGUGGUGCUUUCUUCCCUCGCUCUUAGCUUGGUCCGCAGCGACGAUGAAUUGGAGCAUCCUUACGCUGCUGUUUGUGUUGCUUGGUGACAUUGCAGCUCAAAUAGAACCAACUUCAAAAGCUGCUUUAACCCCUCCUGGUAAAUAUUCCCACAUUGAUCAUGCCACAGGAAAGCAAAUUUACUGUGAUAAGUGCCCUGCAGGAACCCACGUGUCCCAACAUUGCACGUCAACAGUGCUGAGAGAGUGCAGUCCUUGUAAGAAUGGCACUUUCACGAAGCAUGAAAAUGGCAUUGAACAUUGUCACACCUGUAGGUCCUGUGUGCCCCCUAUGAUUGAAACAUCCCCCUGCAAAGCCCUUUCUGACCGUGAAUGCACUUGCCCACCUGGUACUUUUCUGUCCAACAAGUCGUGUGUGCCCCACUCUGUUUGCGCUAUCGGCUGGCGUAUCAGGAAAAAGGGGAGUGAGACAGAAGAUGUCAAGUGCAAGCCUUGUACUCGUGGCACUUUUUCCAAAGUGCCUUCUAGUUCCAGGUGCAAAGCUUUCACCGAUUGUUCAGAACUGGCUCUGGUGAUAAUAAAACCAGGAACCCGUGAAAGGGACAACAUCUGUGGCUUACCAAGCACAAUUCGGAGUACAACCAUCAACUCGCCAAGCACAGAGUCGACUCAUGACAACAAAGCAGUUCUACCUGAUGCCUCCAAUUUAUCAGGUAUUUCUGACCAAUCAAGCACCACUGCUGCGUCUGCAACAACGCCAACUAUCAGUGGAGUCACCAAAGAAGCACACCUUUGGCAUUCUCCUCAUUUGCGCACAAAUCCUGCUCUUUCAGCUUCGAUGAAUUUUCAGCCAGUAAUGGAGACAUCAGGAACAGAUGCUGAUUCCAGACCUCGCAGGAAAGGCCCACCCAGACCAAGUGCACACAAGCACUUCGACAUCAAUGAACAUUUACCGUGGAUGAUUGUUCUCUUUCUACUGUUGGUGCUGGUGGUGACAGUAGUCUGCAGUAUCAAGAAAAGCUCCCGUGUGCUCAAAAAAGGCCCCAAGCAAGACCCCAGCAGCAUUGUUGAAAAAGCCGUUCUUAAGAAGCCUAUUGCCCCUACCCCAAAUAAAGAGAAGUGGACUUACUGUUCAAAUGGGCAAGGUGUUGAUAUUCUGAAACUUGUGGCAGCUCAGAUUGGGAGCCACUGGAAAGAUGUCUAUCAAUUUCUUGCCAAUGCAGCUGAACGGGAAGUAGCGGCUUUCUCUAAUGGGUAUUCAGCGGAUCAUGAACGAGCUUAUGCAGCCUUACAACACUGGACCAUUCGAGAUCCUGAAGCCAACUUGGCAAAACUCAUUAGUGCUCUUCGUCGCUAUAAGCAAAAUGAUGUGGUAGAAAACAUCAGGGGACUAAUGGAGGAUACCUCUCAGCUGGAUGUUGAGAAGCUUGUUUUGACUCCCAGCUGUAAAAAUGGUCUGACUCCAAAUCCAGCUGUUCCCAACACGAAUGUUGAACCAUCUCCAGCUGAUAAGACAAAAGUCUUUUUUGUUGAUGAAUCAGAACCUCUCCUUCGCUGUGACUCAACUUCAAGUACUUCAUCUUCAGUUCUUAGUAGAACUGGUUCCUUCAUUUCCAAAGAGAAGAAAGAUACCAUUUUACGGCAGGUACGCUUAGAUCCUUGUGACUUGCAGCCUAUCUUUGACGACAUGCUUCACAUUCUUAACCAAGAGGAGCUUGGAAUCAUAGAAGAAAUAUGCCAUGCCGAGGACAAACUGGACAAGCUCUUCGAGAUUGUGGGAGGCAAGAGUCAGGAUGCCAGCCAGAAACUCCUGGACUCUGUUUAUAGUCAUCUACCUGAUCUCCUCUAAUCUCAUGUGGCAUUGUACAUGAUUAGUCCUACUUGGUGGUAACGGCCAUUCAGUGCCGGUAGUUGAAAACAAAGCUUGCACUUGCUCAAGCUGUUAGGGGCGACGAGCUCCUCAAAGUGACGUUCUUGGGUCAAUCACAUUGAUCUCUGGAAUGUGAAGUUUGCUUCCACUGAAGCAUGGCAUCCACCUGGCAUGCAGAAGCCAGAAAUUUUGUCAGCCUUUCUUUGCAUUUUUUAUUUUCAUUAACUGAAAUGCAUUCCUAGGCAAAUUGUGUGCAAUUUUUAAUAUUCCAUUUUGCUAUAUUUAACUUACAUGGGAUAUUAUUAUGUACCUGUGCACUAACUUUAAGCAACUCAAGUAAGAGUGGAAUAGUGAUGUCUUCUAUGGAACUUGCUUUGAUUUUUAUUUUCUAAAUGUGCUAAACUUUGGAUGCUAAAUGUUCUGCUUUUAAUGCUAAGGUCAUGUUUCAUUUUAUUUUCUCAGCUUCAUUAGUUAGUUUUGGUUUUUGCUGUUGAAAUGGCUGCAGAAAUGGCUCUGAUUCAUAAAAUCAUACACUUGGGGCUUUAACAAAUAACAUACUACUUGAACCAAGCUGUUGUACUUGUGUCCUUUUACACUUGUUUUCAGCAGAUUUCUUAAACGGUAAUGAAAUGAACUGCUUACUAGGAUGCCAUGGUGAUUCUGGGUUAUUGUAUUAAAUUGUUAUAGCUGGUAGAAUGCUGUUUGUGGGAGAAACUGCUUUCCAAAAGAGAAUCUUGAAAUGCUUCACCAGUUGGGAUGAUAUAGCUGGUUAUAUAUCGAGCAGGACUGGUGCUACACUGCAGAGGUUUUCACAACUUUAGUGGUACUACUACUAUCACAAAACUAGCUACAAAUGGAUAAAAGAAAACACAACCUAUUUUUAGCACAAUGGUCUUCAAAGAUGGAGAAGGAUAUGCUUGUUUUGGUAUUUUUUUUUAAUCUACUUAGAACAUGUCUUACUGGUUCAGGGUGAUACUAAUUUAUUCAGGGUACAAAUAAUUGUGUGUUUAUUACUAUUAUCCGGUUGAAAUCAUGAGGCAUUUAACUUUACUGAUUAUAUCACUGAUGUAAGCUAUUAACAUGGUACAUCCUAAUAAAAGUUCAAACUGCUUUUUUUCCACAA
This is a messenger RNA of Hypanus sabinus (Atlantic stingray), 3412 nucleotides long. RefSeq names its product tumor necrosis factor receptor superfamily, member 21 (gene tnfrsf21). NCBI's taxonomy places the organism in Eukaryota, Metazoa, Chordata, Chondrichthyes, Myliobatiformes, Dasyatidae. Gene Ontology annotation, molecular function: protein binding. Gene Ontology annotation, biological process: adaptive immune response; oligodendrocyte apoptotic process; signal transduction. Bases 403 to 2268 code for a protein of 621 amino acids. The record is from RefSeq and is a predicted model, not a curated record. The transcript is spliced from 6 exons.